AAAUAAAUUCCCAGCUACCUGGUUGACCACAUUGAAUUACCCUCUCUUUCAUCCUCUCUUAUCGGGCACCUUUCGCCUCUUGGUUUCUUCUCCCCAUUUCUUUUAGCCUCCCUGUAGCCUCUAGCCUCCACACUACUGCUGGGCGGUUCGCUUUUGGGCUCUGUUUUUUGUUACUCAUCCACACAAACUCCACCACCAACGACACUCGAGCCAAAUAACAUUACUCACCCUCUCGACGUCGUCGUCGAAUCGUCUCAACCCGCCGCAACAGCUCUGUCGCUCGCUGGCCCCCGGAGAACGGUUUGGUAGAAGGAGAGCUCUUUGCAAUUGCUGCAGCCAUGGGCAGUCUCAUGUACAACAACACGUCCGACUUCGGCUGGGUCGUCCAGAAGUUUGGCGGCACCAGCGUGGGCAAGUUCCCAGACAAGAUUGCUCGUGAUAUUGUCAGGGCCAGUCUGUCUCAGAACCGAGUCAUCGUCGUCUGCUCCGCCCGCAGUACGGGCAAGAAGGCUGAAGGAACCACGAGUCGGUUACUCGGCGUGUAUGGCAAGCUCCGUGGAGUCGGCGCCGCCGUGUGCGCCGAUGACGAGCAGACCGAGUUGGUCGAACAGGCCCGCGGUCUGAUGAACGACAUCUGCAACGAUCACGUCUCGGCUGCCCAGACCUUCAUCCAGGAUCCCGUCUUGCGCGAUGCCCUCAUCCAGACCGUCAAGGACGAGUGCCAGGAGCUCGUCGAGUACAUCGUUGCCGCUAAGCGCUUUAACCUCGAGAUUAAUUCACGCGCCAAGGAUCGCGUCAUCAGCUUCGGCGAGAAGCUGAGCUGCCGCUUCAUGGCUGCCCUGCUGCAGGAUGUGGGUGUCGAUGCUGAGUAUGUCGACCUGUGUGACGCGUUCCACUACGAUGCAUCCGACCAGCUCGAUAUCAACUUCUACCACACCGCGGCGGAGGCUUUCGCCCGAAAGAUCAUCGCAUGUGAGGGUCGCAUCCCCGUCAUGACCGGUUUCUUUGGCAAUGUUCCCGGCAGCCUCAUCGACGGUGACAUUGGUCGCGGUUACACCGAUCUCUGCGCCGCGCUGUGUGCCGUUGGCAUGAAGGCCGAGGAGUUGCAGGUCUGGAAGGAGGUCGACGGCAUCUUCUCCGCCGACCCGUCCAAGGUUCCUACGGCCCGCCUGCUGUCGUCCAUCACGCCCUCUGAGGCCGCUGAGCUGACCUUCUACGGUUCCGAGGUCAUCCACCACCUCACCAUGGACCAGGUCAUCCGCGCCCACCCCCCGAUCCCAAUCCGCAUCAAGAACGUCAAGAACCCUCGUGGCAGCGGCACGAUCGUCAUCCCCGAUCCAGUCAUGACCGCCGGUCACCAGCUCCACCGCUCGUCCCCGAGCCUCAAUGGCGAAGUCCGCAAGAAGCCCAAGCGUCCCACGGCUGUCACCAUCAAGGAUCACAUCAGCGUCAUCAACGUCCACUCUAACAAGCGAUCAAUCUCCCAUGGCUUCUUCGCCCGCGUCUUCUCCAUCCUCGACAAGCACUCCAUCUCAGUCGAUCUCAUCUCCACCAGCGAGGUUCAUGUAUCCAUGGCCAUUCACUCCGGCAGCACUGAAAUCGACGCAUUUAACUGCGCUACCAAGGAGCUGGCUGAGUGCGGCGAGGUCUCCAUCUUGUCAAACAUGGCCAUCUUGAGUCUGGUUGGUGCUGAGAUGAAGAAUAUGGUAGGCAUUGCUGGACGCAUGUUCUCCACGCUUGGGGAGCACAAUGUCAACCUCGAGAUGAUUUCACAAGGUGCUAGCGAGAUCAACAUUUCUUGUGUGAUAAACGCCCGGGAUUCCACGAGGGCCAUGAAUAUCCUACACACGCAUCUCUUUACUUUCCUCGACUAGGAACCGCCUCUCGAAGACGAAGAAAAAUGACAAGACACAACAACAGUUUCCUUUCCGAUUGCUGUCUGGGUAUGCGCAUUCGACGAGGU
Ilyonectria robusta is the source of this 1963-nucleotide messenger RNA. RefSeq names its product Aspartate/glutamate/uridylate kinase. The record is from RefSeq and is a predicted model, not a curated record. NCBI's taxonomy places the organism in Eukaryota, Fungi, Ascomycota, Sordariomycetes, Hypocreales, Nectriaceae. The transcript is spliced from 6 exons. Bases 339 to 1874 code for a protein of 511 amino acids. Gene Ontology annotation, molecular function: aspartate kinase activity.